CUCCGGGGGGCGGGGGCCGGGGCCCGGGCCGGCUCGCGCGGGGGGUAUGAUGACCCGGCGGCGGGGCCCCGGAUCUCGUCUCCUCCGCCGCCUCCUCACGGCAGCCCCAGCUCGCGGCUGAGAACCAGACACACCGGCGGUAUGGCAUCACAGCUGCAGGUGUUUUCCCCCCCAUCAGUGUCGUCGAGUGCCUUUUGCAGUGCGAAGAAACUGAAAAUAGAGCCCUCUGGCUGGGAUGUUUCUGGACAGAGCAGCAACGACAAAUACUAUACUCACAGCAAAACCCUCCCAGCCACACAAGGGCAAGCCAACUCCUCUCACCAGGUAGCAAAUUUCAACAUCCCUGCUUACGACCAGGGCCUACUCCUCCCAGCUCCUGCAGUGGAGCAUAUUGUUGUAACAGCCGCUGAUAGCUCGGCCAGUGCUGCUACAUCAACCUUCCAAAGCAGCCAGACCCUGACUCACAGAAGCAACGUUUCUUUGCUUGAGCCAUAUCAAAAAUGUGGAUUGAAAAGAAAAAGUGAGGAAGUUGACAGCAACGGUAGCGUGCAAAUCAUAGAAGAACAUCCCCCUCUCAUGCUGCAAAACAGGACUGUGGUGGGUGCUGCUGCCACGACCACCACUGUGACCACGAAGAGUAGCAGUUCCAGUGGAGAAGGGGAUUACCAGCUGGUCCAGCAUGAGAUCCUUUGCUCUAUGACCAACAGCUAUGAAGUCUUGGAGUUCCUAGGCCGGGGAACAUUUGGACAGGUGGCUAAGUGCUGGAAGCGAAGCACCAAGGAAAUUGUGGCUAUUAAAAUCUUGAAGAACCACCCCUCCUAUGCCAGACAAGGACAGAUUGAAGUGAGCAUCCUUUCUCGCCUAAGCAGUGAAAAUGCUGAUGAGUAUAAUUUUGUCCGUUCUUACGAGUGUUUUCAGCAUAAGAAUCAUACCUGCCUUGUGUUCGAGAUGCUGGAGCAGAACUUAUAUGAUUUUCUAAAGCAGAACAAGUUUAGCCCACUGCCACUCAAGUACAUCAGACCAAUCUUGCAGCAGGUGGCCACAGCCCUGAUGAAGCUCAAGAGUCUUGGUCUGAUUCAUGCUGACCUUAAGCCUGAAAACAUAAUGCUGGUUGAUCCAGUACGCCAGCCCUACCGAGUGAAGGUCAUUGACUUUGGUUCUGCUAGUCACGUUUCCAAAGCUGUGUGCUCAACCUACUUACAGUCACGUUACUACAGAGCCCCUGAAAUAAUUCUUGGAUUACCAUUUUGUGAAGCUAUUGAUAUGUGGUCAUUGGGCUGUGUGAUAGCUGAGCUGUUCCUGGGAUGGCCUCUUUAUCCUGGUGCUUCAGAAUAUGAUCAGAUUCGUUACAUUUCACAAACACAAGGCCUGCCAGCUGAAUAUCUUCUCAGUGCCGGAACGAAAACAACCAGGUUUUUCAACAGAGAUCCUAAUUUGGGGUACCCACUGUGGAGGCUUAAGACACCUGAAGAACAUGAAUUGGAGACUGGAAUCAAAUCAAAAGAAGCUCGAAAGUACAUUUUUAAUUGUUUAGAUGACAUGGCUCAGGUGAAUAUGUCCACAGACUUAGAGGGAACAGACAUGUUGGCAGAGAAGGCGGAUCGAAGAGAAUACAUUGAUCUUUUAAAAAAAAUGCUAACAAUUGAUGCAGAUAAGAGAAUUACUCCUCUGAAAACUCUUAACCAUCAGUUUGUAACAAUGACUCACCUUCUGGAUUUUCCACAUAGCAAUCAUGUUAAGUCAUGUUUUCAGAACAUGGAGAUCUGCAAGCGGAGGGUUCACAUGUAUGAUACAGUGAGUCAGAUCAAGAGUCCCUUCACUACACAUGUUGCUCCACAUACAAGCACAAAUCUAACCAUGAGUUUUAGCAACCAACUCAAUACAGUGCACAAUCAGGCCAGUGUUCUAGCAUCCAGUUCUACUGCAGCAGCUGCUACUCUUUCUCUGGCUAAUUCAGAUGUCUCACUGCUAAACUACCAGUCGGCUUUGUACCCAUCAUCUGCAGCACCAGUCCCUGGAGUUGCCCAGCAGGGUGUUUCCUUGCAGCCUGGAACCACCCAGAUUUGCACUCAGACAGAUCCAUUUCAGCAAACGUUUAUAGUGUGUCCACCUGCUUUUCAAACUGGACUACAGGCAACAACAAAGCACUCUGGAUUCCCUGUGAGGAUGGAUAAUGCUGUGCCAAUUGUACCCCAGGCACCAGCUGCUCAGCCACUGCAGAUACAGUCGGGAGUUCUUACACAGGGAAGCUGUACACCACUAAUGGUAGCAACUCUCCACCCUCAAGUAGCCACCAUCACACCGCAGUAUGCGGUGCCCUUUACUCUGAGCUGCGCAGCCGGCCGGCCGGCGCUGGUUGACAGACUGCCGCUGUACUGCAGGGCUUGGCCUGGAGGAACCCAACAAAUUCUCCUGCCUUCAACUUGGCAACAGUUGCCUUGGGUGGCUCUACACAACUCUGUCCAGCCCACAGCAGUGAUUCCAGAGGCCAUGGGCAGUGGCCAGCAGCUCACAGACUGGAGGAAUGCCCACUCUCAUGGCAACCAGUACAGCACUAUUAUGCAGCAGCCGUCCUUGCUAACUAACCAUGUGACGUUGGCCACUGCUCAGCCCCUUAAUGUUGGCGUUGCCCAUGUUGUCAGACAACAACAAUCCAGUUCCCUCCCUUCAAAGAAAAAUAAGCAGUCUGCUCCAGUCUCUUCUAAGUCCUCUCUGGAUGUUCUGCCUUCUCAAGUCUAUUCUCUAGUUGGAAGCAGCCCCCUCCGUACCACAUCUUCCUAUAAUUCCCUAGUCCCUGUACAAGAUCAGCAUCAGCCAAUCAUCAUUCCAGAUACUCCCAGCCCUCCUGUGAGUGUCAUCACUAUCCGCAGUGACACUGAUGAGGAAGAAGACAACAAAUAUAAGCCCAAUAGCUCUGGCCUGAAGGCAAGGUCUAAUGUCAUCAGUUAUGUCACCGUCAAUGAUUCUCCAGACUCUGACUCUUCCUUGAGCAGCCCAUAUUCCACUGAUACCCUCAGUGCUCUCCGGGGCAAUAGUGGACCCCUUCCCGAGGGGCCCGGCAGAGUCGUGGGGGAUGGCACUGGCACCCGCACCAUCAUUGUGCCUCCACUGAAAACUCAGCUUGGUGAUUGCACUGUAGCAACCCAGGCCUCGGGUCUCCUGAGCAGUAAGACCAAGCCAGUGGCUUCAGUGAGUGGGCAGUCAUCUGGAUGUUGUAUCACCCCCACAGGGUAUCGAGCUCAACGCGGGGGGACCAGCGCAGCACAGCCACUCAACCUUAGCCAGAACCAGCAGUCAUCAUCAGCUCCAACCUCGCAGGAGAGAAGCAGCAACCCUGCUCCCCGCAGGCAGCAGGCGUUUGUGGCCCCGCUCUCCCAAGCCCCCUACGCCUUCCAGCAUGGCAGCCCACUACACUCGUCGGGCCACCCACACCUCGCCCCAGCCCCUGCUCACCUGCCAAGCCAGCCUCACCUGUAUACGUAUGCUGCCCCCACCUCUGCUGCUGCAUUGGGCUCCACCAGCUCCAUUGCUCAUCUCUUCUCCCCCCAGGGCUCCUCAAGGCAUGCUGCAGCCUAUACCACCCACCCUAGCACUCUGGUGCACCAGGUCCCUGUCAGUGUUGGGCCCAGUCUCCUCACUUCUGCCAGCGUGGCCCCUGCUCAGUACCAACACCAGUUUGCCACCCAGUCUUAUAUUGGGUCUUCCCGAGGCUCAGCAAUUUACACUGGAUAUCCACUGAGUCCUACCAAGAUCAGCCAGUAUUCGUACUUGUAGUUGGUGAGCAUGAGGGAGGAGGGGUCAGAGUUCGUAAUCAUGGGCUGUGAAGAGCUCCUUCCUCCCUUACCCUCUCCUGAAACUCCGUAGCCAGCAACUUGCUCUGCAGGGGCCCACUGAAGCAGAAGGCUUUUCUCUGGGGAACCUGUCUCAGUGUUGACUGCAUUGUUGUAGUCUCCCAAAGUCUGCCCUAUUUUUUACUUCUUCAUUUUUGUGACAGCAUUUUUGGUAUUUGGAAGAGUUCAGAUGCCCAUCUUCUGCAAUUACCCAGGAAGAGAGAUCAUUCUGAAGUUAGCCUUUGAAAAAUAUUUUCUCUCUCUGACUUGAUUUCUAUAAAUGCUUUUAAAAACAAGUGAAGCCCCUCUUUAUUUAACUUUAUUGUAUUGUAAUUGCUGAUCAGAGGACAAUGCUGAUAGGAAGACUAGAAAUCUGGUAACAAAUAAGAAAAGAAAGAAUCAUUACUUUCUGCUUAUUUAAAAACCAAGACUUAAUCGCUUACUUUAAGAGCAACUUGCACAAGUCUAUAUUUUACUAUCUCGCACUUCUGAAGAUUUUACCCUUGCUAAUGGGACAUUUAGUGUUUUAGUUUUGUUUUCAUGUGACAUUAUACUUAAUGGAAAAUUGUUAUUUUCUGCAAAACUGGUUACAUGCUAUUUUGUGUUGCUUUUGGGGUUCUCUCAGUUGCUCCUGUGUUAAUUAUAGAGUAAUGUUAAAGAGGCAGCUCACCAUUUGCUGGCAACUUCGUGUGAGAGAAUCUAUACCUACCGUGAAAGCAUCAGGUAUUUUUUAAUGAAGCCCUGUGUGUUCUUUUUAAAUUAUUUUUUAAAAGUCCUUCUCUCUGAUUCAGCUUAAAUUUUAUUACUAGAAAAGCCAUUAAGGUGGUUAUUAUUGUAUGGUGGUGAUUGACCUAUUAUACGCAAAAUCUCUUUGUAUUAUGUGAUACUGGCAUUGAUGAGCUUUGCCCGAAGAUUUAGAAUGAAUUUUCAGUAAUACACCUCUCUCUCUCUUUGCCUCAUCUCUUCCUUCAUUCUAUGUGAUUUAUUUGGGGCAAAAGCUAGAGAAUCUGACACCAGAUAAGAACGUUGUGUAUAGCUUUUAUACUUUAAAGUAGCUUUCUUUGUAUGCCAGCAGCAAAUUGAAUGCUCUCUUAUUAAGACUUACACAGUAAGUGCAUGUAGGAAUUGCAAAAUAUUUUAAAAAUUUAUUACUGAAUUUAAAAAUAUUUUAGAAGUUUUGUAAUUGGUGGUGUUUUAAUAUUUUGCAUAAUUAAAUAUGUACAUAUUGAUUAGAAGACUAUAACAAGCAAUUUUUCCUGCUAACCCAAAAUGUUAUUUGUAAUCAAAUGUGUAGUGAUUACACUUGAAUUGUGUAUUUAGUGUGUAUCUGAUCCUCCAGUGUUACCCCCGGAGAUGGGAUUGAUGUCUCCAUUGUAUUUAAACCAAAAUGAACUGAUACUUGUUGGAAUGUAUGUGAACUAAUUGCAACUAUAUUAGAGCAUAUUACUGUAGUGCUGAGUGAGCAGGGGCAUUGCCUGCAAGGAGAGGAGACCCUUGGAAUUGUUUUGCACAGGUGUGUCUGGUGAGGAGUUGUUCAGUGUGUGUCUCUUCCUUCCUUCUCUCCUCCUUCCCUUCUUGUAGUGCCUUAUAUGAUAAUGUAGUGGUUAAUAGAGUUUACAGUGAGCUUGCCUUAGGAUGGACCAGCAAGCCCCCGUGGACCCUGAGCUGUUCACUGGGAUUUAUCAGAACAGGAUUGAUUAGUAGCUGUGUUGUGUAUAUGCAUUGUUCUCAGUUUCCCUGCCGACAGUGAAAAUAAAAACAGCAGCUUCUCUUUUUUACUGUCACCUCUACCCCUUUCCAUGUUGGAGUCUCAGCUGAGUUCUCACAGAAGCAUUUUCCCCACGUGGCUCUCUCACUGUGCGUUGCUACCUUGCUUCUGUGAGAAUUUGGGAAGCAGGUGAGAGGAGUCAAGCCAAUAUUAAAUAUGCAUUUUUUUAAGUAUGUGCAAUCACUUUUAGAUGAGAUUUAUUUUUUCCUUUAUUCCAUGUGGCAGUCCUUCCUGCAAAUAGUUGACAUUCCUAGUAAAAUAUUUGCUUGUUGACAAAACAUGUAACAGAUGUGUUUAUACCAAAGAGCCUGUUGUAUUGCUUACCACGUCCCCGUACUAUGAGGAAGAGUUUUGUGAUGCCGCUGGUGACAGGGAACUCACAGAAAGGUUCUUAGCCGGUGAAGAAUAUCGAGAAGGAACCAAAGCCUGUUGAGUCAUUGGGCUCUUGAGGUUUCUUUGUAACAACUGUGGAUUCUUGGGGCCCUUCAAAUUGUGAAAUUGUCCUUGUACUCUCAGCUCCUGCUCGGAUCUGGGUCAGGUAGAGGGCACUAGGGAUGGCGAAGUUCCUGCCCGUGAAAGAUUUAGGGGAAGAAGGUUAACCCUGAGAUCUAGACGUGUUCCAUCUGAACUGAAAGUUAUAUAUUUGAGGGAUAAGUCUAGGACUGGUUCUUUGUAGAGAUGGUGUCAAGGAGGUGCAGGAUGGAGAUGGGAGAUUUCAUGGAGCCUGGUCAGCAAGCUCUGUACCAGGUUGAACACCGAGGAGCUGUCAAGGUAUUUGGAAUAUCUUCAUUGUAAGUAGGAAGGGCUUUCAAGAGGGGACAGAUAGUCAGUACAGCCGACCAGGAACAUGUCGGCGUUUUCUAUAUAUAUUUUUUAUCAUUAUAUUGAGUUGUGUUUUCAGCAUUAUUGGUCAAGAUACCCAAGCAGUUUGUAUAGUUUCUGUCACUAGUAUUACAUAGUUUUCUGGUCAGCGUGUGUGAUCUUUGUGUCUCUUUUUGCCAAGCACAUUCUCAUUUUCUUGCUCAAAGACAGAUCUAGUUUCUGAUGGAAACAUUUUUUGUUCCUUAUCUUUCCUCUACAAGGGAUAAGAUUUGUUGUUUUUGUAAGAAAUGAGAUGCAGGAAAAAAAAAAAAAAAAACCGCCACAAAACACUCCACUCCUACCCACCCCUCCCCACCCCCAGUCCAAUGAGUGGAUACCACUUAAGAUAGGAGUCUUCACAGGGAGAAGACGAUACCAAGAGCUUGUACUGUUACCUUAAUCACCUUACUAGCAAUGUGUGGCUUUAAGAAUUUUAAACAUUUUCAGUCUUAGUUUGCAAAUUGGCAUUUCAGACUUACCAAGAUAAAAACAUCCACCCAUGUCUGUGUAUAUGUGCUCAGUGUGGCUUUAGAGCCUGUCCCUGGGGCUUAACAUUACUGGCCCUGACAGGAUGGGGGAAGCCCCUGGAAUUAAGUGAGCAUCUGGCCCAGGUCACAGUGGCCUGACCUCAGAUCAGCUUAAGGCUUUAGUUCCUCUCAGAAUUUGUAUUUCCAACUUCUCCCCUUCGGGGUGAGAGAGGAAGUGGGAAGGGUUAGGUACAGCCACUCUAGGCUCAGCAGGACACUAGAUCAUUCCAGAGUUUUCAGUCGCUCCCAGGAAGUGAUACUACAGUCAGUGCUCAGCUAAAAUCCCCAGGCCCAGGAAUAACUCCACUUAAACAGUUGUGACCAUCCAUCCUCCUCCACUAGAGGGGCUGAGCUUGACUGCCUAGAGCCAGGCAAGCACAGUAGUGUGUGUUUUCUUCAGCAUUAUUAUGCAAAACCCACUGGUUAGGGUGAUUUAUUUUAGGAUAGGAAAUGAAAUUGCCUCUCAGUGACAGGAAUGACCCAAGCCUGCUUCCUAUUUCGAUUUUUUUUUUUUAAACUGAUGGAUGGUGCAGCAUGUCUACAUGGUUGUUUGUUGCUAAACUUUAUAUAAUGUGUGGUUUUGAUUCAGCUUGAAAAAUAAUCUCACUACAUGUAGCAGUACAUUUUAUGUACAUUAUAUGUAUUGUUAGUAUUUCUGCUUUGAACCCUUGAUAUUGCAAUGGAAUUCCAACUUUAUUAAAUGUAUUUGAUAUGCUAGUUAUUGUGUGCGAUUUAAACUUUUUUUGCUUUCUCCCUUUUCCGGUUGUGCGCUUCCUUUUACAACGAGCCUCUAGAAACAGUUUCUGAGAAUUACUGAGCUUUGUUUGUAAUGCAGAUGUACUUAGGGAGUAUGUAAAAUAAUCAUUUUAACAAAGGAAAUAGAUAUUUAAAAUUUAAUACUAACUAUGGGAAAAGGGUCCAUUGUGUAAAACAUAGUUUAUCUUUGGAUUCAAUGUUUGUCUUUAGUUUUACAAAGUAGCUUGUAUUUUCAGUAUUUUCUACAUAAUAUGGUAAAAUGUAGAGCAAUUGCAAUGCAUCAAUAAAAUGGAUAAAUUUUCUGAUUCAA
Molecule: messenger RNA, 8052 nt
Organism: Phacochoerus africanus (Common warthog)
Lineage: Eukaryota; Metazoa; Chordata; Mammalia; Artiodactyla; Suidae
Gene: HIPK1
Product: homeodomain interacting protein kinase 1
Biological process (GO): smoothened signaling pathway; intrinsic apoptotic signaling pathway in response to DNA damage by p53 class mediator; peptidyl-threonine phosphorylation
Cellular component (GO): nucleus; cytoplasm; PML body
Molecular function (GO): ATP binding; protein serine/threonine kinase activity; protein tyrosine kinase activity
Source: RefSeq, a predicted model, not a curated record